Molecule: messenger RNA, 3341 nt
Organism: Ostrea edulis (European flat oyster)
Lineage: Eukaryota; Metazoa; Mollusca; Bivalvia; Ostreida; Ostreidae
Exons: 9
Coding region: 276-3155 (959 amino acids)
Biological process (GO): negative regulation of gene expression
Cellular component (GO): nucleus; cytoplasm
Molecular function (GO): transcription corepressor activity
Source: RefSeq, a predicted model, not a curated record
UCAACUUUGAUGAAUCGGACAAGUAGAUGUACUCUCCAUCUGGCCCGUUUUCGCGGGCAAAUUUUAUUUCUGUGUGGGGGAGGGAGUGUGUGCAUGCACAAAAUUAGCCUUAUUUGUGAAUUACUAUCAUUAAGUGCUUAAAGAGAAGAUCGCCAUUCUCUUCAUCGGGAAAGAGCCUUAUCAAAAUUAUAGAAUCAGAAGUCCCUCGCCGGCAUCCAUAUUGUGAACCUAGCAGGAAACAGCUACUUUCGUUUGUAAAAAGUCCAGAUCCAAAGAUGACAUCUGGCGAGUUUUGUAAAGAUUUCAAAGUAAGUCUUCGCAUUCGGACAGAGAACUCCAGUUCCAGAAGACGAGUGAGAGACAUCAUUGGAGAGUUUGAUUUUACCUAUGCCAUAUCACCUCCAAUUAUGCAGUUCAUUUUCACGGAGGAUUUUAACACAUUUAAAAAUUACAUGCAAAACAAUGGUUACUCAUUAGAUGGAAGUAAAAGUCCAAUAGAAGUAACCAAGAUUUCCGCAAAACGUACAUUAGAAAAUAUCGAGGUACUUGGUGAUGAAUUAUGUGAUGUUAUUUCUUGUUUCACGAUUGGUUAUGACAUCAGGACUAUCGCUGUUCUUUCUGGAAUGGAUGGAUCUACUUUUGAUAGCCUCCUGUCUUCCUUCGAUCUUGCAGUUAAGUGGAACAAGGAGAACAAUUGUUUGUGCAUAUGUGGGAAACAUUUGCAGGUUGAAAAGGCGUAUCAAGAAAUUCAAGAAAAAUACUCAGAACUGUGGACAUACUCCAAAGAUGCAUUCAUAGAUUUGAAGAAGGAAGAUGAAAAACACGUGCACAUUACUGUAUCAACAGAUGUAAGAAGUCCUAUUGUCAGGCAGUGUUCACUGACAAUUGAUGUGUUACCAUUCCUAUAUAACUGCGCCCCAGUCCUGAACAUAGUUACUACAGAGGUUAUUAGGCCAGCAAUGGAAGAUGCUAAUGUAAAACUGAUUAAGGAGGAACUGAAGCAGUCGACAUUUAGUACCCUGGAGGCAUUGUGUCUGUCUGUGUUGAAUUCGUUCAUUUCAGUUACAUGUGGUUAUAUCUGUCGACCCCUCCUGGUACCACAGGAAAUUCAGCAAGACAUCAAGACAAAAGUGACGAGAUUUGAAGACCUUUCAUUCGUUUGGCACAUCGAAGACAAUCUACUUUGGGUAUGUUCUACGAGAGAAAAAUUCCAAUCCAGAUUUGAAGAACUCAUGAAGAUUGUCCAUGGUUCAAAAGUUCAAAUGGAAUAUGCUCAGGUGCCUCUACUCACACAGGAGGAAGAGGAAGAUUUGACGGUAGAAAAAACGAUAUGGAUGCCACCUAAGGAAAGUGAAAAUAAGAAAUGUGACAAACCGCCUUCAAAUCCUUCCUACCAGAGCACAAAUGAAAACACAGCAAUAUAUGGAAUAGAUGAAGACACCUAUAAAACUAUGUUACAAUAUUUUGGACAAGAGGAAACUUGGAUUACGAUUCGACCGCGUUGGUUGAACGACAAAGUCGUCAUCGAUACAACGAUUCAGGGUGCCAGAGAAUAUUUUCAAAAGAAAUUUCAUGAAUUAUUUUCAAUGAAGAAUGAAAACUUUAUUCCACAAUCAUAUUCAUUCCAAAGACGUAAAGAGGGAUUGCGAACAGAAUCUGAAGAAUGCGAUUCAGAUAGCAAAAUGACAACAUCAAAUUGCAAGCGGAGAUUUGAUUCAGAAGAGGAGAAACAAUUAGACGGAAUAAAACUCUCCACCGAGGAGGGUCUAAUACUAAAAGUGUAUUGCGCCGAUAUCCUGUUAUUAGACGUGGAGUGUAUCGUGAAUGCUUCCAAUGAAAAUUUAAUGCAUGGAGGCGGCGUGUCUCUGGUCAUAUCAAACGCUGCUGGACCAGACCUGGAUAAAGAGUGCCAAUGCUUUAUCGAAAAGAAUGGGCCUCUGAAAGUAGGAACGUGUUGCACCACCACAGCAGGUAAUCUCACCCGGUACCGAUGUGUUAUCCACACGGUAGGACCACGCUGGAGCGAUUUCGAAAACAAGGACAAAUGUCGAGAAAAACUCAGGCAGUCUAUAUAUGGAUGUCUGCAAGAAGCUACAUAUCAAAAUGUAAAGUCCAUUGGUUUCCCACCAGUUAGCACAGGAAUAUUUGGUAUGCCCAAAAUCGUUUGCGCGGAAGACUACCUCUCUGCUGUUUUGGAGUUCAGUUCACAUUAUGGAUAUCAAACGGAAUUAAGAGAAAUACAUUUCAUCGACGUAGAUGUUGACACGAUAAGAGUGAUACAGAGUGCUUUCGCGGGCAGGUUGAAAGGUUCUGCAGAGACCACAAAAAUCACGAAGGUGAUUACCGGUUUUACAAUCGAAGUGCGUGGUGUUAGCAGUAAGACAACUGUUGACUCAGUGGAGUUUUAUUUCGACAACAAACGGAGAUCUGGUGGGGAUGGUGUAACGAACGUUAGACAAGCCAAAGAAGAUGGCGCAUUUUAUGUCACUUUUAACAACGAAGAAGCCAUGAAAAAAGUCUUACAACGGAAACACAAAAUCGACGGAAUAGAACUUGAUGUUAAGCCUUGCAUAAACACGGAUGUGCAGGCCAUUCCAAACCAGGGAGUAUUAUCUGUGCAGAUUUAUGUCGGAAACAUUACGAAAGUAAACGUCGAUUGCAUAGUAAAUUCAACAAAUGAACAGUUAAUGCGCGGAGGUGGAGUAGCAGCUGCGAUUUCCGAGGCAGCCGGUUAUGCCCUGGAUCAGGAGAGUAAGGAUUUUGUAGCUAGAAACGGUCCAUUACCUGUUGGAAAGUGUUGUGCAACAACUGCAGGAAAUCUUCCAUACAAGUUUGUUAUACACGCGGUUGGACCAAGAUGGCAUGACUAUUCCAGUGAAGAUAAACCUUACUGUCUUGAAGACCUCCAGGAAGCAGUAGAAGUUUCAUUUAAAGAAGCCGACAAACUUGAAAUGAAGUCUGUUGCAUUGCCUGCUAUAAGCUCAGGAAUAUUUGGAGUCCCCAAAGAAAGGUGCGCGGAGAGUUAUUACAAGGCAGUAUGUGGCUUUUUGGCUUCCUACGCACGGCAGAGUUUGCAGGAAAUCCAUUUUGUCGACAGAGAUCCGGACAUGGUUGCUGAAAUCCAAAACGCUUUUAAAGAUUUCAAAAGUGUCUAAAGGACUCUAUAUUUUCUGUUCCUUAGUGACUUUUUGAGACAGCUAUAUACAAUUGCUAUACAAUACUUGGAAAUACCACCUUGUUUCAAAACAAUAGAAAUUUUAAAUUCUUAUUAUGACCGCAGUAAUUGGUCAUGGAGACCAUGCAGUUUUAUAAUGAUUAAAUUUUCAGCAAGACAUAUGGCA